Diaporthe amygdali is the source of this 2580-nucleotide messenger RNA. RefSeq names its product serine/threonine-protein kinase ksg1. Gene Ontology annotation, biological process: intracellular signal transduction; peptidyl-serine phosphorylation. The record is from RefSeq and is a predicted model, not a curated record. Gene Ontology annotation, molecular function: protein serine/threonine kinase activity; ATP binding. The transcript has 2 exons. The coding region runs from base 1 to 2580 and encodes 859 amino acids. Lineage: Eukaryota; Fungi; Ascomycota; Sordariomycetes; Diaporthales; Diaporthaceae.
AUGAAUGGCGACAUAAGCCUGUCCAGGGCCCUGGGCGGUCUACGAAUCGCCAAUCUCUCAGAUGAUUCCGACAAUGAGCCCAGUCCUACUCGCGACCAACCCAUCGCGGCAGACGACUCCCACGACAGCCCUUCGCUCUCCAACCCCCUAGACGAGCCGCAACAAACCUCGAAACAUCUCUCGCGUAACCCCCAAGAAGACCAGCACCGCGCACCCAGCGACAACCAAGCUCAAUACAGUCCAGAAGCCGUAUCAAACUUACCACCAGCUGCUACCCCCGAUUUCGCGCAAUCGACUACAGACGGUCCCUUCACCCCUCCCAUCGGGCAGUCAAUCCCACCUUGGCAACCUGCCCUUCAACCAUCACCAAUGGACGGCCCUGAAAGACAAUACCAGACCUCUUCUCGCCCGCUCUCCGGCCCUUUGUCCAACCCCCUUUCCGUCUCGCACAACGUCGAAGCAGGACCGAGCUCGUACAACAACUCCCUAAGGCCGGAGGGUUCCAGAGCGUCCAUGUUCGAUCUUCCCACACGGAGCAACUCGAGAUCCAUGCGAGUCCCUUACGCGGGUCAAAUCCCUCAACGAUCACCGAGCUAUCGAGAGCGGUCGUACAACCCUGAAGUACGGCGCACGCUGCCUCCAGGUGCGGGCGGUGCGGCAUUGCCCCCCAGGAAAAGUUCCAAAGGGCGAGGGGGCGGCUUCGUCUCCGCGGCAGGAGCGCCAAUGGCCCAACCAGGCAGUAACAACUUCGGAGCAGAGUUGCCCCAGCCAGGUAACAGUGAAGAGUGGCAAGAAAAAGGUGCGGCGGUCGGCAUCAGGAGAGAGGUAGAUGCGCAAGGGAAGACAAUCCUGCGAUCUGUCAAGAAAGGUGUCCGUGACUUCUCGUUCGGCAAGGUUUUGGGCGAGGGAUCAUACAGCACAGUUUACCUGGCCACAGACCGACAGUCACUGAAGGAAUACGCCAUCAAAGUACUCGAGAAGAAGCAUAUCAUCAAAGAGAAGAAGAUCAAAUACGUGAACAUCGAAAAGAAUACCUUGAAUCGGUUAACGGAGCAUCCUGGCAUCGUUCGGCUAUACUAUACCUUCCAAGAUGAGACCUCACUUUACUACGUACUGGACCUUUGCAACGGAGGAGAGCUGUUAGGGGUCCUGAAACGGACACAUACCUUUGAUGAGGAGUGCACACGGUUCUAUGGAGCCCAAAUUCUUGACGCCAUUGAGUACAUGCACUCAAGAGGGGUUAUACAUCGCGACCUUAAGCCGGAGAAUGUGCUACUGGACGAUAACAUGCAUGUUAAGAUAACUGACUUCGGAACGGCGAAGCUGUUGCCAGACCCCAGAGACCCAAGGCCACAGCCUGAGAACGCGGCUCCGACCGAAGGGAAUUCGCGGGCAGCCUCGUUCGUCGGGACCGCCGAAUACGUCAGCCCGGAGCUUCUUACGGAGAAGACUGCGGGCAAGGCGAGUGAUGUUUGGGCCUACGGUUGCAUUAUAUACCAGCUACUUGCCGGACGUCCGCCAUUCAAAGGCGGUACAGAGUACUUGACAUUCCAGAAAAUUGUUGGUCUAGAAUACGAUUUCCCUCCAGGCUUCCCGCCAGCGGCACGAGACCUUGUCGAGCGAUGUUUGGUCCUGGACCCAGGGAGGCGUCUGACCAUCGAGCACAUCAAAAACCACGAGUUUUUCGACGGGCACAGCUUUGGAAAGGGCCUGUGGAGGACAAAGGCCCCACGACUCCGACCACACAUACCACCCACGCAGGAGCCACAGAUUAUCCAGCUCAAUGGAUCAUCCUCCGGCUCUAACCAAAACCCGCCGUCCAGCAGAGGGCUACAAUCCCAGAAUGGAAGCGGCAGCAGGCCCGCCAGGAUAAUUACUGAGUUACCGCCUCCUACACAGCUUGAUAUCGAAUGGUCACCGGUCCUGACGAGGAACAACGAGAGAAUAUUGAAAUUGGGUGACCUGCUCGUCAUAUCAUCACCGAUUCCCAACAGCCCACACGGCAAAGGAGAACACGGCCAACACAACAAAUUCUCACGGUUCUUUGGCGGGAGCACGAUGAAGAAAAAGCAAAGACUGGUCAUGGUCACAUCUAGCGGUCGCAUUGUGCUGGCUCCUGCGGGCGGCGAAGAGAAAAAGGCUAAGCAAGAGAUUUCACUCCUUGCUCCCGACUGCGCGUGGCGGACUCAGGUCGAUGUGAAGGGGCAGGUCGUCUGGUGCAUUGAUGCGAAUGGCACCCAUUACCAGUUCGAACAGCCAAAGUCUUCACAACUCGACGCAGGCACGGUAGAUGAGUGGAUAGAGGCUCUCGAAAGGGCGAAAGACCUUGCAAUGUCUCAAGACUUGUCUGGCUACAACAGUGAUAAUGGCUUUGGAGAAAUGUCAUCGUCCAUGUCUCCCAGCCCAGCAAGCACACUGUCACGACAGGUGCCGUACCCUGAAGGAGGGUUCAGCAUCGCCGAUAGAUCGGGCCGCAAUCAGUUGAGUAAGAGCCAGGCUAGCCUGGAGGAACAACAGGCAAAGAGAAACCGUUUCAGCAAGAGACAGUCAAAGAAUGGGUUGGGCACAGCGGCGUUCUGA